Messenger RNA from Trichoderma harzianum CBS 226.95, 1114 nucleotides. RefSeq lists its product as hypothetical. Gene Ontology annotation, cellular component: nucleus. The transcript is spliced from 5 exons. Gene Ontology annotation, molecular function: mRNA binding. Gene Ontology annotation, biological process: mRNA export from nucleus. Bases 1 to 777 code for a protein of 258 amino acids. NCBI's taxonomy places the organism in Eukaryota, Fungi, Ascomycota, Sordariomycetes, Hypocreales, Hypocreaceae. The record is from RefSeq and is a predicted model, not a curated record.
AUGUCUACCAAGCUUGAUAAGCCUCUUGACGAGAUCGUCAGCGCCAAGCGCCGCGACUCUGUUCGCCGCCGCUCCCUGCGACGAUCAACCACCGGUCGCCCUGCUCCUACCGCCCCUGCCGGUGGUAUCCAGAAGACCGCGGCCAAGAACUCUCGUGGCUCUGCCGCAAAGGCCACACCCAUCAAGGCUGCUAUUCCUAGCAGCGACAGCAAAGUCAUCGUCAGCAACUUGCCCAAGGACGUGACGGAGAAGCAGAUCAAGGAAUACUUUGUUCAAUCUGUCGGCCCCAUCAAGAAGGUUGAACUGUCCUACGGCCCCAACUCCCAAAGCCGAGGUAUCGCCAAUGUCACCUUCAGCAAGCCUGAGGGUGCUUCCAAGGCACUCUCGACUCUCAACGGAUUGUUGGUCGACGGCCGUCCCAUCAAGAUUGAAAUCAUUGUCGGAGCUGCCCAGGCCGACAAGGUUAUUCCCCCGAUUAGGACUCUAGCUGAGCGCACAACCCAACCCAAGGGCCAGCCCAAAUCUGCCGCUGGCAAGAAGCAGAACACCACUGCCACCAAGGCUGGUGGUGCCAAGGGAGCCGCCGCGAAUGCCAACAAGAAGCGCCGCGGCCGUAAUGCCCGCCCUGCCAAGAAGACUGCCGAAGAGCUCGACUCGGAGAUGGCAGAUUACUUCGUUGGUGCCGGCAACGCUGAUGCUGGUGCCGCUCCGGCUGCGGCUGCCGCUGCUCCCACCAACGGCGAUGCUCCCAUGGAGGAUGAGAUUAUGGUACGUUAGAAUUCUUUCCAGCAGUGAGGACGCGGCUAAUCAUGGUACAGUAAUGACUAUACUUUACAUUUUUCAUAUGACGGGUGAUAAGGCAGGCGUUCCAUGGGGACUGUGGUUUAGAUAUCAAUAAACGAGAAAAAAAAUUGAAACUGGCACAGCAUGCGCUAGGGUAUAAUGCGCCAUUCGAAGUCGCUCACAGAGAUGUUGUUGCUACUAUAACAGAAUGUCUAGGGGUGGGUUAGGAAGCUUUGGAGUAUGACACCAAUUAUCUGCUUUUUUUUAUUAAUUUUUUUUACCGCUAUUUUCCUAUCACUGGACUUAAGCAUGCAGUCGGGUGCUGGCAAGU